Plasmodium reichenowi is the source of this 925-nucleotide messenger RNA. RefSeq lists its product as hypothetical. The record is from RefSeq and is a predicted model, not a curated record. Lineage: Eukaryota; Apicomplexa; Aconoidasida; Haemosporida; Plasmodiidae. The annotation marks the transcript as partial. The transcript has a single exon.
AUGGAGAACUUGAAUAAUUACAAGGAUAUGAAUUCAUAUGCUGAAGGGACAUAUAUAAUGCCUAACAAGAUAGAAAAUGUGUAUUGCCGUAAUUUGGAUACUACUCCUAAUUUUGGUGACAAAUAUUAUGAUACAGAAUACGUGUAUCCUAAUAAUAUGACGAUGCCUGUAUGGAAUAAUUACAAUUUGAAUAUUCCUAAUUAUAAUAAUGCUGCACAAAUUUCGGAGGAAUUAAUCCCGAAUCAGCUUUAUUCAACAAUGGAUGAUCCUUCUGCAAGAAACACAAAUUAUGGAACAUUAAAUGUACGAUUAUGUAACAAGGACAGAAUGUUUUGUGCAAAUAAUGAAAGAGGUGAAAAUGUACAUGAGAACAAUAUAAUUAGGUAUCCACGAUUUGAUAUGAAUGCUGCUCCAAGGGUUAAUCGCAGAUCUGAUUUUUCUAGAAAUACUUGUCAUGCGAGAAGAAAUUUAAGAAGAAAUAUUAUGCAUGAAAGAUAUAAUAGGAUAAGAAGAGAAGCCCCAUUUAAUAUGGAUAUGUAUGGGAAAAAUCAGAAUAGGAAUUAUUCCUGUAAUUGUUUAUAUAUUUAUAGGAAUAUUUACAAAAAUAGAUAUGAUGUUGUUGAUAUGAAACAAGUACAUACCGAAUUAAUAUAUCUCAUUAUCAAAUAUUUAUACUAUGAAAGAAUAUUACCUGAAGCUAAUGAAAUAAAAAGAAAAAUUAAUAAAUAUUUUCCAGAUUGUCCUAUAUUGAAUAACAACUUCAUAAAUAUUUGUAGAGAAGAUAUACUAAAUAUAUUUGAUAUAUACAAAGCCAACUCACAGGAAAAGGAAGACAAAAAAUCAAAAAACUAUUACAAAAAAACAUAUAAUAAUGAAAAUAUAUGUAUAUAUCUUAGAGGAAUCUCCAGAGAUUAUUUCAUCAAUC